Molecule: messenger RNA, 2078 nt
Organism: Hyaloscypha bicolor E
Lineage: Eukaryota; Fungi; Ascomycota; Leotiomycetes; Helotiales; Hyaloscyphaceae
Exons: 2
Coding region: 333-2078 (581 amino acids)
Biological process (GO): tRNA splicing, via endonucleolytic cleavage and ligation; tRNA-type intron splice site recognition and cleavage
Cellular component (GO): tRNA-intron endonuclease complex
Molecular function (GO): nucleic acid binding; tRNA-intron lyase activity
Source: RefSeq, a predicted model, not a curated record
GAAUGAUUUUCCACGAACACUUCCCUCAACCUCCUUGAGGAACCAUUCUGAAGCUGUAAGUACACGAUUAUUUUUAUUUGACGUCGAUGAGGACAUGCUGGCGCUGUCGUGCAUGCGGUGAUGACACAACUCGAUGCUUAGAGGAAUGACUCUGACUUUAUGUCGCUCUUCCAUGCUGGCUCAAUUCUCUUCGAGAAGACUACAACGGUAUCUGAGCAUUGCAAUAAAUUACCAUAUUUACUGGGAACGGAAACCUUCAGACAACCUCCUUCUAACAGCUUCAAAUUCAAAACAGACUCGACAUGACCCCACCAUAGCUUCAUCUUCACAAGAUGGCAGACACAGCAGCAAUCAGCCCCGUCGACCAUGGCGUAAAGACACCGGUCUCAGCAGCGCCUUCAAAACCUCGUGGACCUUCGAAGCGCGAUCAACUGAACAAGUUGUAUGCUCUCCCCGCACCUCUUCGAACAUUUCCCCUCCCGACCUUCGUCCCUCACAACCCUCUCUCACUCUUCCACAUUCUGUUUGUGUGGGUGUCCCAAACAAUCAAUUCACAACCUGCGCAUUUCGAACCACUCUAUCAGGGUUGGUUCUCGCCGGAAACCCGGUCAGUCCACGUUACGGACUCCCGGUCUAUCCGAGGGUUGUGGGAACAAGGAUUUUAUGGAAAAGGAAGCUUGAGCCGGAGUGAACCCCAAUGGCUAGAGUUGCAGAAGACGCGGGCAGGGGCCACCAAGACGAAAAAGAAAGAUAUAACUGCUUGGGAGGUGACGAAUAUCAGGCGGGCGGAACGGCAAGAGAUGAAGUGGGAGAGAGCAAGAAUUGAAAGAGAGGCUAUUGAACAGAAGCUGGCGGAAGAGGCUGCCGCGGCUUUGGACAAAGCGAUUGAAUCCAAUUGUACUUCGGAAUCGACAAUCACAGACGCCACAACCAUUGAGGCGGUUGAAGCCUUGCGAGGUUCUGAAGAACCACUGCCGGUCUUCAAGUCGCAAAUUUGUGCCCCCGUAGGACCUCUGGAGCUUCUCGCUCUUGCAAACUCGAAAGCUGACCUGGAAAGGCUGCCUUCGAGCGUUCCCUGCUUCGGCGAAAAUAUGGAUCGGAACUUCAUCGAGCGAUUCUACGCAGCUCCAGUCGACCCCCCAACACUCUUGGCGUUGCCAAACUCAGUUCAAGACUGCCCUCCAAGUGACCCAAUAUCUCAGGAUGUCUUGGGAAGCUUGCCGACGCCACCUCAAUAUGAAGCACCUGCCAAUGGUCAUGCUCUACCAAGCUUCAAGCCAAGUUCCAUGCCUGCUCCAAGUAACGAUGGGGCUGGUUCAAGAGAAAACCAUGGACUUGGUCCUUCUACCCCAAGGAUAAAGCGCCAAAAGAGCGUUCGAUUUUCACCUACCGUCGAGAAGACCACCUUCAUUCAGUCUGAACCACCCAGUCCUGAACGAGCGGCAGCAGCAACGACAAUAAUCGAGGAAGAACCUUUGAUCAUCCGAGAGCAGGAACAUAUCCAACUCACCCUUGAAGAGGCGUUCUUCCUUUCCUACGCACUCGGUGCACUGGAUAUACUCGAUCCGGAAACCAAGAAACCAAUACCAAAUCAAGACCUGUUCUACCUAUUCCGCAAAACAUCCUACUUCCCACCAUUAGCAAAUCCAUCCAUGUCUCCCGAUGAUCCCUUUAUGACCGACUAUGUCGUAUACCACCAUUUCCGAUCGCUUGGUUGGGUUCUGCGCUCUGGAAUCAAGUUCUCGGUCGACUACAUGCUCUACACUCGCGGUCCCGUCUUCACCCAUGCCGAAUUCGGGGUCCUGAUAUUACCAGCCUACAGUGAUCCAUAUUGGAGCAGCAACCCUUUCUUGCAAAACUACGUGAAAAGCAAAGAGACACGGACCUGGGCUUGGAUGAAUCGGAUUCACAGAGUGAUCACGCAGGUCAAGAAAACAUUAGUUCUAGUAUACGUGGAUAUUCCCAAACCUUUGGAAGCCGAAGAAGAGGCAAAAAUGGGUAUCGAUGCUCAGCUAGCGAGAUACAAGGUUAGGGAGGUUAUGAUGACGAGGUUCUCCGCGAACAGACGGAGGGACUGA